This is a messenger RNA of Gorilla gorilla gorilla (western lowland gorilla), 4833 nucleotides long. It is a transcript of the gene AGFG2, whose product is annotated as ArfGAP with FG repeats 2. Bases 156 to 1598 code for a protein of 480 amino acids. Gene Ontology annotation, molecular function: GTPase activator activity. Gene Ontology annotation, biological process: intermediate filament organization; acrosome assembly; spermatid nucleus differentiation. Gene Ontology annotation, cellular component: membrane; cytoplasm; cytoplasmic vesicle. NCBI's taxonomy places the organism in Eukaryota, Metazoa, Chordata, Mammalia, Primates, Hominidae. The record is from RefSeq and is a predicted model, not a curated record. The transcript has 12 exons.
GCAGGGAGGGUGGUGGACGGCGAAGUCUCCUGCGGAUGCCGCCCGCUCCCGAGCUUCUGUCAGGGGAGCCAGGCGUGCGGAGGCGGCUGAGGAGGCGGGAAGGCGGCAGUGGUUGAAGGGGUGAUUGCUGACUAGCGGGGAGGGAGUGGGCAGCGAUGGUGAUGGCGGCGAAGAAGGGCCCGGGCCCGGGCGGCGGGGUCAGCGGGGGCAAGGCGGAGGCGGAGGCGGCCUCGGAGGUGUGGUGCCGUCGGGUGCGGGAGCUGGGUGGCUGCAGCCAGGCCGGGAACCGCCACUGCUUCGAGUGCGCCCAGCGCGGGGUCACCUACGUGGAUAUCACCGUGGGCAGCUUCGUGUGCACCACCUGCUCCGGCCUCCUGAGAGGGCUGAACCCCCCUCAUCGUGUCAAGUCAAUCUCCAUGACAACUUUCACUGAGCCUGAAGUAGUAUUCCUGCAAUCCCGUGGAAAUGAGGUUUGCCGGAAGAUUUGGUUGGGUCUAUUUGAUGCUCGGACAUCUUUAGUACCAGAUUCCAGGGAUCCUCAGAAAGUGAAGGAGUUUCUCCAGGAAAAAUAUGAGAAGAAGAGAUGGUAUGUCCCCCCAGACCAAGUCAAGGGGCCCACUUAUACCAAAGGCAGUGCCUCCACCCCUGUGCAGGGCUCCAUCCCAGAAGGGAAGCCCCUUCGGACACUUCUGGGUGAUCCUGCACCGUCUCUCUCAGUUGCUGCCUCCACCUCGAGCCAGCCCAUCAGUCAGUCUCACGCUCGGACAUCCCAGGCCCGGAGCACUCAGCCACCUCCCCACUCCUCUGUCAAAAAAGCCAGUACUGACCUGCUGGCUGACAUCGGUGGAGACCCCUUUGCUGCACCCCAGAUGGCACCAGCUUUUGCUGCAUUCCCUGCCUUUGGGGGCCAGACACCUUCCCACGGAGGCUUUGCCAACUUUGAUGCCUUUAGCAGUGGCCCCAGCUCUUCUGUGUUUGGAAGCCUCCCUCCAGCUGGUCAAGCCCCGUUCCAGGCCCAGCCAACUCCUGCAGGGAGCAGCCAGGGGACUCCAUUCGGUGCCGCUCCCCUGGCACCCGCCAGUCAGCCAAACAGCCUCGCAGACGUGGGCAGCUUCCUGGGACCCGGAGUGCCCGCUGCAGGUGUUCCUAGCAGCCUCUUCGGGAUGGCUGGCCAGGUCCCCCCGCUCCAGUCUGUCACGACGGGCGGCGGCGGCAGCAGCACAGGGCUGGCCUUUGGAGCCUUCACUAACCCUUUCGCAGCUCCCGCUGCCCAGUCCCCGCUGCCUUCCACCAACCCGUUCCAGCCCAAUGGCUUGGCGCCAGGGCCCGGCUUUGGGAUGAGCAGUGCUGGGCCUGGCUUCCCCCAGGCAGUGCCACCCACCGGGGCCUUUGCCAGCUCCUUCCCAGCACCGCUGUUCCCCCCACAGACCCUGCUGGUUCAGCAGCAGAAUGGCUCUUCCUUCGGGGACUUAGGAUCAGCCAAGUUGGGGCAGAGGCCACUGAGCCAGCCAGCUGGGAUCUCCACCAACCCCUUCAUGACUGGACCCUCAUCAAGCCCAUUCGCCUCCAAGCCUCCAACCACCAACCCCUUCUUGUAGCACUGUGUUUUUGGGGGGCCUCUUCCCUGCCUUCUGGGGCCCCUCUGCUCCCUAGAGCUCUGGUGACCACUUGCCUGUGGGCAUUUCUAUGGGCCUUGGGGAUGGUGGAGGUGCUAAUGCUUUGCUUGGGGCCUACAGGUGAAAGGUGGCUGCCCUCAGAUUCCACAAAGCCUCUGCUCCCCUCCCUCGUCCCACCCCCACCCAGGCAGGAAGCCCAGGAGGAGUGCGGGCAGGGCCUGACCUGGAGGAGUGAUGGUUGACGGGGAGGGAUUUUUUUCAAAUGAUCAGUUCCCUGUGGAACAGCUCUUCCCUGGGCCUAGCUCGCCAGCGCUGUGCUCCUCAUGGACGGGAGCGCAGUGGGGAAGGUAGGGGAAAGAUGAGGCACAGUGUUGAUGGGGCAGUGACCAGACAGUCCUGAGACCCAGAAGGCCCAGGUGGCCCAAGUGCUCUUGGUGGCCCAGCUUGGCUAGCACACACUUUCCUCCUGCAGCACCCCCUGCUGAAGGGAUCCCCCAUUGUUUUGCUUCCCCAGUGCCCAGGAUGAGCGGUUUACCAUCGAGCUCACCCCGGCCCGGCUCCUGUCAAGCACUUUAGUUAGCUGUUGGUGUCAUGUUUGGAUACCAGUGUUUUAUAUUUAUACAUAGAGAGGAUUUUCUAAUAUAGCCUAUUAUAUAUAAAUAGAUCUAUCUAUAUGCACAUACAUACAUAUAUACACACACCCAGCCGAUCUCCCGCUCCCAGACUGCUCUCGUAUGUGGGGAAUGGGAUGAAUCCCCAUCUGUGCCUCAACCAUCAAAGCCGGAGCUCCAGGGCUGGAGGGGGGCAGCCAUGUGUCCUGACCCCCACCAUCCCCAGAGCCUGGGUUUUCCAGGGAAAGGCUUUGUGCAAUUGCCUGGUCUUUUUUUUUUUUUUUUUUUCUUUUUCUCCAUGUGCUUCCCUGUCCCCAAAUCUCUGCACCAAAGCUCAUUGCAGGCAAUGUUGGAAAAGAACUGCAUUUGAACGAAAGAGAAAACGGCGCCUGUGGUUUUGCUUCAGGCCACUUUGAGGGGUUGCAGGUCAGUCAACAUGACUGAUCCUUGACCUGGCUCUGCUGGGCUGGACUGCCUGGGCCAGUGAUAAUGCUGCCAUUGGCCAGAGACAGGGCAGAGCCCGUCCCUGUCUGAACAAGAGUCCCGCAUUAGCAAUGAGAAGAAGCGUGGCGGGAGAGGAGCCACCACUGCCAGGGACUGGAGUUUGUUGGAUGUGAGGGGAAUGCCCACUGGGGCCAGGGUGGGCAAAGGAGGUUGGUGCCAAUGUGGUGCUGGAAGUAGACCCCUCCUGGGUCUGGAACAUUCUCUGCCCCAGGCUCUUUCCACCUGGGGAUGUUGUGGCAACAUCCAGCCGUGGUGUCUGGGCUAUUUGUGUGGUGACAAGACAGACCUGGUCAGGGGGUGGGUGGCAAACACCUCACCUGGCUGGGCAGAGGCCACCUUGCUGUUUGGCCCAAGGCCAGGUGAGGCCCCUCCCUUUCCACCAUUGCCCUGGCCCCGUGGCCAUUCAUUCUUGGGGUUUGUCUGGUUCUUCCACAGAGAGCAGCAAAGAGAUAUGGGAGUUGGGUGAUCAGUGUAUUUACUUUGCAGAUUUUUCUGGAAAUAACCUCUAGCUGCUGCUAUUUACAAGGCUGGGAUUGGCCUCCCUGUCUUUUCCAACAAUCAGGACCCAUCCUGUCUGUUCCUGUUCUUCUCCCAGCCUCUGCCCUCCUUCUGUCUCCUGGGUGGUCUCCCGCUUCGCUCCUGGCCUUUGCAUGUUCCAUCUCUUCUCUUUCUCCCCUCUUCACCACCCUAGAUUAUCUCUGUGUCCCUCUACCUAAUUCUCUUACCAGUUCUUUCCUUUCCGCUUAGAGCCGGAGGGAGGGAAGCUGGAAUCUGUUAUGGUGUAUUAGGGGGAGGAGCCUUUCUGUUAUUUCCCCCAGCUUCCAUCACCCUUCCCUUAAUGCCAGGAGCGCUGAGGUUUGGAACUGAGGCUAAACCGAAGGGCUUUCCCCUGCUUCUGUCACCCUGUGCUGUCUCCCGGCAUCUCCUCACUCUCUGGGUCCAGGCCUGGGUCCUCCCUGCAGACUCCCUCCCCUCCAGCCCACAAGGACUCCAGCCUGCUGGCUGGUGAGAGCUGGAUGAGCAGUAAGAAGUUAAAGCCAGGUCAGCCUCGGGCCCCAGGGUUCCCUGGGCACAGGCUGACACUAGGAGCUGCCCUCCUUGGCCGGGGACAGCUCCAGCAGCUCAGGCUCCAGCCCUCCAAUGAGCCGCCUCUCCUGGAGAGUAGCAAAGAAUGGAGAAAGGCCUGGCUUGAGAGGAAAUGGAGAAGACAUUGCCUGGUAGCUGCAGAUUCAAACCCACCACACACACCACGGGGCUAGAGUGACUCACCUGGGCUCACACCAACUUCUGGCCAAUGCGGGGACCAUGCUCUGCAGACAGCAGUCCUCUAGCAUGGCCCCAGCAUUCAGCCGGUCGGUCACCUGUGGGCCAUCCCCAUGUGUGAGGAAGCAGGAGUCAGCCGCCAAGUGUCUCCACAUCGGAGCUUGCGGGUCAGACCUGUGGGCCAGGGGAUGGGAGCAGGGCUGAGGGUAGGGGCUGAAUGUGUGGCUCUGUCCCUGUGUUGCCUUCCACAGAGGAGCAAGGCCUCAGGCUGAGGAAGGAGGGGCACGCUGGAACAGCCUAGUCUCCUCCCCGUGGAUUCCCCCAAACCCAUAACAUUCUUCCAUAGGGGCUGAGAACGCAGUGCCCCGUCCCUGACAGGGAUGAAAAGUGGAUCCCUCAGGUCAGGAGAGGCAGAAUUGAGGUUCUGCCACUUCCUGUCCCUGGGGAGCCACUCAAGUUACCAGGGCUACCGGCUGAAAUAAAUCUUUUCAGGGUAGGGCCAAGGGCAGUGUGUUGCCAAGGCAACUGAUGUAGGCCAGUUGCGUGACUCCAGGCUUGUCCUGGUACUCAGUGGGUCCAAUCACCUGGCAUUGAUCACCUGGCAUUGAUCAGCACCCACCCCACCCCUGAGGCUUGCCCAGCCCCCCAGGCCCUCAGAUCCCUGCUUUUCCUGCCUUUCCUGCCCAUGCGUCACCCAGCACCCAAGGUUCAGUGACACAGGGUGGUUUGGAGCUGGUCACUGUCAUAGCAGCUGUGAUUUCACAAGGAAGGGUGCUGCAGGGGGACCUGGUUGAUGGGGAGUGGGAAGGGGAAGGUAUAAAGAGAUCUUCCUCAGGUAU